Molecule: messenger RNA, 438 nt
Organism: Psylliodes chrysocephalus
Lineage: Eukaryota; Metazoa; Arthropoda; Insecta; Coleoptera; Chrysomelidae
Source: the annotation of a GenBank genome assembly
GUGUAUUUUAUGAUUCCAUGUAAUUUUUUAGAAUAAACCCAUUGGCGCAUGUAUUUACUUGCUAGGAUGGUUAAUGGCUCUGUAUAUAUUAUGUCAUGCAGGACAAAUAAUACAGGAUGGGACUGAAUCCAUUGGUAUGGCUGCUUAUAAUUCAAAUUGGUAUUCUGUCGAUAUUGAUACUCAAAAAGACGUGUUGUUUAUUAUAAGGCAAUGUCAGAAACCUUCGUAUUUGCAAGCAUUGCCUCUGGGAGAGUUUAACCACUCACUGAUGUUAAUGAUAUUAAAAACAUCAUAUUCGUUUUUGACGUUCCUUACACAAACCACUUAAAAAAGAAGUUUUGUUAUUGCAACUAUUAUAUGGCAUUAGUACUCCAUAAUCUACACAGAACACGAGACUAAAGCAGAAGAUACUAGUAAAAAAAAUAUGUUGAAGAUCAG